AUGGACGAUAAAAAUUCAUUUUUCAUGCAAGCUCUUACACUGUUACUGUCGUUUAUGGAGGAGGAUCUGAAAGCUGCUCUUUAUAUCGGUCGAAUUCUUUUAUUUCGUGCGUAUUUUCUUUACGAUACACGUAUUAGUCCUAAUUACGAGCAAACCGUUGUAGCUCGGUUGCUAGCAACCUUCUAUGCAGCUACAUCCUACACAGCCGUGGACACCUUCGUUGUCAUGCUCGUUCUUCGCACUUGUGGACAACUUUCAAACCUAAAACGAGAUUUGAUGAAUUUGCUAAUCUAUAUCGUCGAGAAACACGAUUAUCUUAACAGAUUCGCCGACACGAUCGAAGAUCGAUUCAACGUAAUGCUACUGAUCCAGAUGCUCGGCUGUACCGUACAAUUGUGUUUUCAAUGUUUCCAGGCGCUCUUGUCAAUAAUCGGAGAACCGAAUGAACUCUUUCUCUUGGAAAUAUCCUUUCUAAUACUUUACGUGUUUUACGUACUAAUUCAGCUUUAUCUUUAUUGCUACGUCGGCGAGAGACUUCUUUCAGAGAGCACGAAUAUUCUACAAGCCGUUUAUGACUGCGAGUGGUACAAUUUAAAAACGAAGGAGGCUAAAUCGCUUCUAAUGAUUAUGCAUCGUGCACGAUCGCCGUUGUGUCUCACGGCUGGUAAAUUCUGUACCUUCACGCAAGAAUUAUACAGUAGCGUAAGUGUGUAUGUUUAAAAGAAAAA
This is a messenger RNA of Vespula pensylvanica (western yellowjacket), 728 nucleotides long. RefSeq names its product odorant receptor 13a-like. Lineage: Eukaryota; Metazoa; Arthropoda; Insecta; Hymenoptera; Vespidae. Gene Ontology annotation, cellular component: plasma membrane. Gene Ontology annotation, molecular function: olfactory receptor activity; odorant binding. Gene Ontology annotation, biological process: detection of chemical stimulus involved in sensory perception of smell; sensory perception of smell. The coding region runs from base 1 to 720 and encodes 239 amino acids. The record is from RefSeq and is a predicted model, not a curated record. The transcript is spliced from 5 exons.